AUGUCGAAUCAGUGCAAUAACCUAGUUAUCAACGAACUACUGUGCUUCUUACAAUGUAAAAUUGAUAUUAUGGACGAAAUAAGUUUGGUGCAGAUAUGUGAAUCUAACUUUAAAGAGGCUGAUAUUUCUACCGCCAAAACCAUCCUUUUCGAAGCAGCAAAGUGUCGCUCAACAAGAAAAGGGGACGGCAAGAACAAACGAUUACUACAGGAUAUUAUUAAAGUUCUAAAAGAAACAGAGCCCGCUUCACUGCCCACCUUCGUGGCAAAAGAUCUACACCGUCUUCCGCCGGUGACUUUCGAUUACGUAGAUGUAACGAGCCUACUUAAAGACAUUUUAGUGCUUAAACAAAACAUCCACUGUAUCCAAACAGAUUACGUAAAAGCAUCGGAAUUAUUUCAAUUACAGCAAGAGAUAGAAAACAUUAAAAGUAGUCAAUAUCAGACACAAAGUGAGCAAAAUAUUGGCGCAAAAUUUAGCAACGGCUUGUUUUUAAAUAACGAAGCCAAGCGCGUCCCGAGUGCCUCGUCUUCGCGGCAGCAAGCAGCGACCAGCGCGCAUGCGCCCUGCGUGCCGUCGUCGACACCGUUGCCGCUCCUCACGCCCGCGCAGAGCGGCACCGCUGCGCCGGCCACUGCUUCGGCACAAGAGCCGCCCCCCGCGCCCGCAACACCGUCGCUCCCCGCGCGCUUGCUCGCGCCUCACCGCGUGACCCCAUCAGCUGAUUGCACCGCCGAGUUGCAAAGUUGCCUUGUGAAAACGACAGAACUAAUAGAUAACACCUUUGAUGAAAUACAGUUUGAUGAUAGUUUUACGACUGUCGUGAACAAGAAGAAGAAAAAGACCUAUACAGAACCACGGCUGCUUCCGCAUCUUUUUAUUCGUGGUCGACGCAAUAGAAAUAAACUUAAAACACCUUUACUGACUUUUGGUGCAUGGAAUGUUCGCACCCUUCUCGACCGGGAGACAAACGCCUGCCCAGAACGAAAAACGGCCAUAGUUGCUCGAGAACUCCGCCGCUACAACAUUGAUAUAGCUGCUGUAAGCGAAACCCACCUUGCCGAUGAGGGCGAGCUAGUCGAGCAUGGCGGUGGCUACACUUUCUACUGGAAGGGCACUGCUGCAACAGAACCAAGAAGGUCGGGAGUUGGUUUUGUGAUCAAGAAUAAUCUUGUGAAGACACUUCAAGAAUGUCCAAUCCACAUCUCGGACCGUAUAACCACAUUGCGCCUUCACUUAGACGGUGACAAUUUCCUUAAUGUUAUCAGUGUCUAUGCACCGACGCUAGAUAGUUCUGACGACAUCAAGGAUAAAUUUUAUGAAGAACUUACACAAUGUCUCCAUAAAAUACCGAACAGAGAAAAGAUUCUCUUGUUAGGGGACUUCAAUGCUAGAGUUGGUCAAGAUUAUGAAGCGUGGCCUAAAGUUUUGGGUAGGCAUGGGGUAGGCAACAUCAACUCUAAUGGCCAGUUGCUGCUUAGUUUAUGUGCUCAAUUCCAACUUGCAAUCACAAACACCAUGUUUCGCCUUGCUGCUAAGCACAAAACUACGUGGAUGCACCCACGUUCUAAGCACUGGCACCUCAUUGACUAUGCCAUCACGAGGCAGCGAGACAUCUCUCAGGUCCUAGUCACUCGUGCUAUGCGCGGUGCUCAUUGCUGGACGGACCAUAGACUAAUUGUCACCAAACUGCGUCUUUGCCUUCGGCGACCAUUCAGGGCUAGCAGGAAAAAGCCUCAGAACAUAAACAUUGAGAAACUCAAACAUCCGGGACCCCGAAGCAAAUACGCUGAAACGCUGGCAUGUGAUAUACACUCUCAUCAAAAUACCGGUGAUAUUGAUGCAGACUGGAACGCUUUAUCGUCGUCCAUUCUUGACGUAGCCAUUAACACCAUAGGGCUAAAAAAUAAACGCAAGCAAGACUGGUUUGAUGAGAACGACGAAGUUCUUUCUAAAGCUAUUGCCAAACACCGAGAACUUCUCAAGCGCAGUAAUAACAGCGCACUUAUAGAGAGUGACCGUGAGUUGCGUAAACUCACGAGACACACUAAAGAUAAAUGGUGGCAAGACAAGGCUCAAUACAUCCAGUCGCUUGCUGAUAGUAAUCAGCUCGGUGAUUUCUAUAGCGAAAUUCGCAAUCUCCUAGGUACCACCAACUUCAUAAAGGUACCACUGAAGUCGCUGGAUGGUAAAAGUCUGCUGAAAAGCAAAAAUGAAGUGUUAGAUCGUUGGGCAGAACACUUCAAUAAUCUACUUAAUGUAGAUCGAACAGCCGAUCUACACUACAUAGACAGUUUGCCUCAACUUCAAAUAGCAGAAGAAUUGGAUGAUGCCUUGUCUAAACAUGAGGUGCUUUGUGCCAUCAAACAACAGCAAAAUCAGCGUGCGGUUGGCCUAGACCUUAUACCAGGUGAGCUUCUGAAGUACGGCGGCGAGGAACUGCAUUCGCGCGUCUGGGAAAUGUUUGUGCUUAUGUGGGAGAAAGAACAAGUUCCUGAAACUUUUAAGUUAUCUCGCGUCAGGGCUCUCUAUAAGAACAAAGGCGACCGGUCGGAAUGUGGUUCUUACCGCGGUAUUUCACUGCUCUCUGUCUCUGGAAAAGUCUUCGCCAGAGUACUUCUAAACCGCCUCAGGAACCUCUCUGAAAAGAUUCUGCCGGAAACCCAAUUUGGUUUCAGACCAGACAGAGGAACUUGUGAGGCAAUAUUCGCAGUCCGUCAACUCCAGGAAAAAAGUAGAGAGCAGGGACAGCACUUGUAUCUCUGCUUUAUUGAUCUGGAAAAAGCCUUUGACUGCGUCCCUCGCGAGGCCCUCUGGAAGGUACUGAGAAAGUUGGGGUGUACAGAGAAGUUCAUAAGACUCCUGCGACUCCUGCACGAUGACAUGCAAUGUUGUGUAGCGGUUGAAGAUGACCAAUCGAGCUUCUUCUCCGUCACCUGUGGAGUAAAGCAAGGUUGUGUCCUGGCUCCCACAUUGUUUGCAUUAUAUUUCGCAGUUGUAGUCCGGGAAGUAUUGAAUUCUUCUCCUGAAGGAGUUCGUAUUCGUUAUCGGACUGACGGCAAACUUUUCAACCUGAAUAGACUCAAGGCGACCACAAAGGUGUCCUAUGCACAUAUACAGGACAUUAUGUAUGCAGAUGACCUCUGUUUCGUGGCUGUCCCUGAAGUCCUGCAACAGCUAGUCACGAACCUUCACAAGCAGUGCUGUACAUUUGCUAAAAUCAGCAUCAAAAAGACAGAAGUAAUGUCUUCAGACAAUCACGGACGUCAAGAACUGACCAUUAUGCUUGGUGAAGAUGUCCUGAAGCAGGUCGAUAAAUUUCGAUAUUUGGGGAGCAUUAUAACAUCAAAGUGCGACCUUGACGCCGAAAUCAAUAGCAGAAUUGGUGCUGCAGCCGCUGCUUUCGGCAAAUUCGACAAGAAGGUUUUCAGCUCCCAUGACCUAAAGAUAUCCACAAAGGUUUCUGUGUAUAUGGCAGUUGUGUUGCCUUGUAUACUCUACUCAGCGGAAACAUGGACACCGUACCGACGCCACAUCAAGCAACUAGACCGCUUCCACCUCAAAUGUCUGCGCAAAAUAUUAAAUAUCCGUUGGUUUGAUCGUGUGCGUAACACAGAAGUGUUGAGGAAAGCCAAUGUAGGUGGCAUUGAAGCAUACCUCAUGAGGAGACAGCUUCGUUGGUGCGGGCAUGUACUGCGCAUGCCGGAUACUAGAGUGGCCAAGCGCAUCCUCUACUCCGAGUUGCAGGAGGGCAAGCGGAAACGUGGCGGACAGCUGCUGCGAUACAAGGAUGUGCUGAAGCGUCACAUGAAAAGCUGUUCCAUUGACCCGUCUCAGUGGGAGAAUCUGGCAUCCAACCGCAGAGACUGGAGAAGCCGCGUUAAAGCCAAAGUCUUUGACUUUGAAGCACGCCGACUUUCUGAGUUGGAUGCCAAACGAGAUGAGUUGAAAGCUCGACCGCCUGUAGCUAUCAACUACAACUUUGUGGCUGGUACCCUGACAUGUCCGCAGUGUGCGCGGACUUUCACGCACAAAAUUGGAUACUCCAGCCACAUGAGAGCACACGCACGCCAUUAGGGUCGAAGUGGUCGCCGUUGCCGAAAUCGGCGUGGAAGAGAU
Helicoverpa armigera (cotton bollworm) is the source of this 4119-nucleotide messenger RNA. RefSeq lists its product as uncharacterized. The record is from RefSeq and is a predicted model, not a curated record. Lineage: Eukaryota; Metazoa; Arthropoda; Insecta; Lepidoptera; Noctuidae. Gene Ontology annotation, molecular function: catalytic activity.